Messenger RNA from Debaryomyces hansenii CBS767, 1137 nucleotides. Its product is annotated as alpha-hydroxy acid oxidase. Gene Ontology annotation, molecular function: FMN binding; oxidoreductase activity. Lineage: Eukaryota; Fungi; Ascomycota; Pichiomycetes; Serinales; Debaryomycetaceae. The coding region runs from base 1 to 1137 and encodes 378 amino acids. The transcript has a single exon. The record is from RefSeq and is a predicted model, not a curated record.
AUGAAUCGUGCUGUUACUUAUGACGAUAAAGUCCAUUGCAUUGCUGAUCUUGAACUUGAAGCAAAUAAAAAGCUUCCUCCAAUGGUUCGUGAUUUUUAUGGUGGAGGUUCCAUGGAUCUUAAUACCGUUCGAGAAAACAAAUCUGCUUAUGAUCGUUACAGUUUAAGACCAAGAGUAAUGGUAGAUGUUACCGAGGUGGAUACAAGUACUACUUGUUUGGGAUCUAAUGUUGCAUUUCCAUUAGGGUUUUCUCCAUCUGCUAAUCAUGGACUAGCUCAUCCUGAUGCCGAACGUGGUACGUCCAGAGCAGCUGCUAAGAAGAAGAUUAAUAUGGCACUUUCAAGUUGGACCAAUACUUCUCCAAAAGUUGUCGCGGAACAAGGUAAGGAUGCUGGUAUCUCAUAUGCCCAUCAAUUGAGUGCUGUUAAAGACCAAGAUGUAACUAUGUCCAUUAUUCGUAAUGCAGAAGCUUGUGGGUAUAAGGCUAUUUUCUUGAGUGUUGACUGUCCAUUGUUAGGAAGAAGACUAAAUGAAAUGAAAAAUACCUUUACUUUACCUUCGAAUUGUAAAUUCCCAUGUUAUCCGUUUAUCAAAGGGGGUGACAUGGUGAGCAGUGAUGAUCGUACUCAAUAUGAAACUACGCUCACCUGGUCUUAUAUUAAAGAAUUAAAGAAGAAGACCAAUAUGGAAAUUUGGUUAAAAGGGAUCCUCACUGGUGAAGAUGCUGAAAUGGCCGUUAAUGCUGGAGCAGAUGGUAUUAUUGUAUCGAAUCACGGUGGAAGACAGCUUGACGGUGCCUUGUCCACGUUGGAUGCAUUACCUGAUGUUGUUGCGGCAGUUAAUGGUAGAAUCCCAGUUCACAUUGAUGGGGGCAUUAGAAGAGGAAGUGAUAUUUUCAAAGCUCUUGCCUUAGGCGCUGACCAUUGCUGGGUUGGCCGUGUUGCCGUUUGGGGGCUUGCUUAUAAAGGAGAAGAAGGUGUUUCUAUUGCAUUAAAUAUUUUGCAUGAUGAAUUCCGUUUAGUUAUGGCAUUAAUGGGUUGCACUUCUGUCAAAGACAUCAAGCCAGAACACCUCGCUAGGAUGUCUUCCGAUGGAAGAUUCCACAAGGUUACACGUAUAGCGGAAGCUAAGUUAUAG